AUGUUAUUAAUAAAUUUAUUUCUUAUCAUUAAUAAUGAUGUACCUACUCCAUAUAAUAUAUAUUUUCAAGAUUCACUACUACCUCAUCAAGAAGGUAUUUUAGAAUUACAUGAUAAUAUUAUAUUCUAUAUGUUACUUGUUUUAGGUUUAGUUUCUUGAAUAAUAAUUAUUAUUAUUAAAGAUUAUAAAAAUAAUCCUAUUCUUUAUAAAUAUAUUAAACAUGGUCAAAUAAUUGAAAUUAUUUGAACUAUUUUACCAGCUAUUAUUUUAUUAAUAAUUGCAUUUCCAUCAUUUAUUUUAUUAUAUUUAUGUGAUGAAGUUAUUUCACCAGCUAUAACUAUUAAAGUUAUUGGUUUACAAUGAUAUUGAAAAUAUGAAUACUCAGAUUUUAUUAAUGAUAAUGGUGAAACUAUUGAAUAUGAAUCUUAUAUAAUUCCUGAAGAAUUAUUAGAAGAAGGUCAAUUAAGAAUGUUAGAUACUGAUACUAGUAUUGUUAUUCCUGUUGAUACUCAUGUAAGAUUUAUUGUUACAGCUCUAGAUGUUAUUCAUGAUUUUGCUGUACCAUCAUUAGGUAUUAAAAUUGAUCUAACACCAGGUAGAUUAAGUCAAGUAUCAACAUUAAUUCAAAGAGAAGGUAUUUUUUAUGGUCAAUGUAGUGAAUUAUGUGGUGCUCAACAUAGUGCUAUGCCUAUUAAAAUUGAACUAGUUAAAUUACCACUAUUCUUACUUUGAUUAAAUGAACAAUAA
Molecule: messenger RNA, 747 nt
Organism: Eremothecium gossypii ATCC 10895
Lineage: Eukaryota; Fungi; Ascomycota; Saccharomycetes; Saccharomycetales; Saccharomycetaceae
Source: the annotation of a RefSeq genome assembly